This is a messenger RNA of Coprinopsis cinerea okayama7#130, 1388 nucleotides long. RefSeq names its product glycosyl hydrolase 53 domain-containing protein. Lineage: Eukaryota; Fungi; Basidiomycota; Agaricomycetes; Agaricales; Psathyrellaceae. The coding region runs from base 1 to 1260 and encodes 419 amino acids. Gene Ontology annotation, cellular component: fungal-type cell wall. The record is from RefSeq and is a predicted model, not a curated record. The transcript has 6 exons. Gene Ontology annotation, biological process: fungal-type cell wall polysaccharide metabolic process.
AUGUUCCCCUCCUCCCCCUCCUUGGCGAUCUGGAUUCUAGCCCUGUUCACAGCUUCCGCAGUGAACGCGCGACCUGAGAACUGGGGUAAAACCAAGACAGAGCCAGCGUGGACGCGACCACAUGAAGUUUCAUCGUCGUUGGCCCCCGCGGACCCUUCAGUGCAGCCACCCGUAGAAACUCCCGUGUUGCCACCUAGUGGCUCUUCACCGCUGCCUCCUGCUGAGUCUCCAGUUCAGCCCCCAGCUUCGCCAUCUAUCCCCGUCUCUGCUGGUUCCUCUUCAAGCUUCGCGCCUCCCCGCCCCACCAACCUCACUCCCGGAGUAAAGAAUCCCAAACGAGGUCUGGCGUUCGCUGCUAGCAAGUCCCCUAUGGAUAUCCACAACGCGAACCAAACCGCGUCUCUCAUCUCAUGGCAGUACAACUGGGCCAACAUCCCUCCUGCCUACCUCGCGACUUCCAACAUCCCGUUCGUCCCAAUGCAAUGGGGCAGCGGGGCGAUCGAUAACUUUGUCGAUGCUGUUAGAGCUCAAGGUGCAGAGGUGGUGCUAGGCUUUAACGAACCUGACUACGACCGUGAGGCAAAUAUGGAUCCCGAACAGGCCGCUAGUCUCUGGAUGUCCUACAUCGAACCCCUCAAGCAGCAUGGUGUGCGACUUGGUGGGCCAGCCGUUACAUCUGCAGGAACAGGUCGCCCCUGGUUGAGGCGGUUCUUCCGAGAGUGCUCCAGACUCCAGUGCACGAUCGACUUCCUCCCUGUUCAUUGGUAUGGCUUCGGGAUCACGGGUUUCUAUGAUUAUCUGUGGUCGAUCCAUAACGAAUUCCCAGAGUACCCCAUCUGGGUCACCGAGUACGCAGAUAUCUCCAGCAACGACGCAGAGGUUUACAAUUUCAUGAAUGCGUCUAUACACUACCUCGAUGAGUUGGAAUGGGUCGAAAGAUAUGCUUGGUUUGGCUUCUUCCGUCCUGAGCCUGAUGUACACUAUAACAUGCUUCGCGCGGACGGCGGACUCAACGCGUUGGGAGAGUUAUACAUCGGCGCUGAGACAGUGCACACCCAUGUUAUCGAUCCAUUCGCGGGUUACAAAACCUUUGACGGCGCCGACUACGCAGGGCAACCUAUCAUCACGACUUUCCCUGCACUUUACGGCGCCGCACAUUGCAGGCGGGCAGUUUUUGGACAAGGCGGUCUCACCUUACUCGCCGUUCUCGUCACCAUCCUGUCUGGGAGCUUAGCAGGCGUCUUUGGGAUGCUUUGGUAAAGGACACGUCAAAUCGAGGACGGACUCUAACAGGAAGCGGAAUUCGGGCUUUUCUAUUAUUUCUACAGUCAUUCUUUCAUUAGAACUUCUCUUGCUUAGGGCUAUUGGUUGCAUCUUGCUAUUGGCUU